Diaporthe amygdali is the source of this 1053-nucleotide messenger RNA. Its product is annotated as 2og-fe oxygenase. Lineage: Eukaryota; Fungi; Ascomycota; Sordariomycetes; Diaporthales; Diaporthaceae. The coding region runs from base 1 to 1053 and encodes 350 amino acids. The transcript has 3 exons. The record is from RefSeq and is a predicted model, not a curated record. Gene Ontology annotation, molecular function: dioxygenase activity.
AUGUCCAAUGAAAUCCCCCUCAUUGACUUUUCUGAGUUUUACUCGUCUGACCCGACGGUAAAAGAAAAGGUCGUGAGCCAGAUCCGGGAGAGUUGCCUGUAUAAUGGCUUCUUCCAAAUCAAGAACCAUUCUGUUCCGCUUGACCAUCAGAGCGCUGUCAUGAACAGCGCUAAGGAGUUCUUUGCGCUUGAUCUCGAGGAAAAGCAGAGGGUUUCUAAGAACAACAACACCUGGAACCGCGGAUAUGAGAUGCUUCGAUCACAAAUUUUGGAGGAGGGUACGCAGCCUGAGCUGAAAGAAGGCUUCUAUAUUGGCGAUGAUAUCUCGACCGAUCAUCCCUACUUCAUCAACAAGAAACUCAACAGCGGGCCCAAUCAAUGGCCUGAGCCGCUGGGAGCUACAUUCCAGGAGUCGACUAUGACAUACUACAAGUCAACCGUAAACUUAGCUGCGGACUUGCUGAAAGCCCUGGCACUUUCCUUGGACCUUGAGCAGGACUACUUUUCUCGGUAUAUGGACGGUGCGGUGGCAACAAUGCGCCUGCUUCACUACCCAAGUCAACCGGCGGAUGCAGAUGAGAAACUGUCUCGUGGUAUUGGCGCUCACACAGACUUCGGGGCGAUCACUCUACUCCUGCAGGACGAAGUAGAUGGUCUGCAGGUCUGGGACAAACGGUCUGAAACUUGGAUUGAUGUCGAGCCUACAAAGGGCGCUUUUGUCGUAAACCUAGGCAAUCUCAUGUCGCGAUGGACCAAUGAGAAGUAUAAGAGUAACGUACAUCGGGUCAUCAACAAGUCAGGCAAGGAGCGCUACUCCAUUCCUUUAUUUGUAUCUGGUAAUCCCGACUACCUAGUCGAGUGUAUCCCGACAUGCAAGGCACCGGGGGAGCCAGCGAAGUUCCCUCCCAUUACAGUGCAGGAGGCCGUAUCUGCAGCUUAUGCCGAGUCCUAUGGCAGGGCACAGCUUUUCAAGCAGGGUCUAGAGAAGGUGAUUGAAAGUACUCCGGCGACAAUGCCAUCUCCAGCAGUUAAUGCACCGAUCGCUGCUGCUUGA